AUGGCUGAGAGCUUUGCACUGUUUGGGUAUAAAAAUACUCAAUGUUCAAUGGGCGAUCAGACGGUGCUGAAUAUAAUGUCAGGGCAGGUGGAUGAAUUUCCAUUGCCACAGUAUGAUGUUUCCAUGAUGCCGUCUAAAUUCAACGGCGAAAUGCCCACCGAUGGGAAAAUUUUUUCGUCUGAAGAAAUCAUCAAACUCGCGGGCACGCGAUAUAUCGGAGCUUAUGCUAAUGGCGGCUUAGAAUUUAACAUUGUCACUCCUCCAAUGGCGAUGGAAGACCAGCAUGGGCUAGAAUUGGCUCAGUUAAUUUUGAUCUCGGCGGACUUAAUAACCAGCAAAAAGUAUGAUCAAGCAUCUAGGCUGUUGACGCAGUGUCGCAACUACUCUUCGCAGUGGGGAAGCCCCAUACAGAGGCUCUGCUACUACGUUUCCGCGGCGCUAGAGGAGAGAAUCGAACGCCAGGCAUGCGAAGAGUUGACGAAACCUCUAAAGCCAGCUCUCAAUUUCGCCAACAAUUUCAACAGUGGUUAUAAUAGAAAAGAAUUUAAUCAGGUGCUCGCUUUUUAUAACAGUGUUCUCCCGUAUGUCAAACUGGUGACACUAACGUCUGUGCAGGCAAUCUUAGACACAGUGGGAAAUUCAAGUAAAAUUCAUGUGAUAGAUCUGGAGAUUGGUAAUGGGUGCCAAUGGUCGGUGCUGAUGCAGAGCCUUGCGUUGAGAAGUUCUUCCUAUUCGAUUAAGCUUCUGAGGAUCACGGCACUUGGAAUGGAUUCGGAUGAUCUGAAAGAUAGCGGAAGAAGACUUCACGAGCUCGCUCAUUCCUUGGGGAUUCCGUUUUCUUACAGGAUGGUGCAGAUCAAAAGUAUGGAGGAGAUUCACGAAGGUAUGUUCAACAUUAAACCUGGGGAGGCUGUCGCAGUGUUCGCUCCAACUGUUUUCCAUAGGCUGUUAUAUAAUUGGAGUCUUCUGGAGAGAGUUAUAGAUGUUAUAAAGAGAUUAAGGCCCCGGAUAAUGGUGAAUAUAGAGGUUGAAGUUGACAGCAAUUCUCCUUAUUUUGAAAAGCGAUUAGUCGAUGUCCUUUUCCAUAGCAGUGCUUGUUUUGACUCCCAUGAUGUGAUUAUGCCAGAUAGACGUGAUCCUCGAAGGGUCAAGUAUGAGGAAAUAUUCUGUGGAAGGCAGAUAACGAAUACGAUUGCCUGUGAGGGAACCGAAAGGAGAGUUAGGCAUGUUAAAAUUGAUGUGUGGAGAUGUUUCUUCAAACAUAAGGGAUUGAGGGAGAUGAGCUUCAGCUAUCAAGCUUGGUAUCAGGCCAGAUUACUGCUGAAAGAAUUUCCUAACGGAGAAGGCUUUAGUGUUGAGGCCAAUGGAGAUGCCCUAAUAACUGGGUGGAAAACAACCCCAGUAGUUGCAGUAUCUUUAUGGACUUGUGUCUGA
Molecule: messenger RNA, 1434 nt
Organism: Cryptomeria japonica (Japanese cedar)
Lineage: Eukaryota; Viridiplantae; Streptophyta; Pinopsida; Cupressales; Cupressaceae
Product: GRAS family protein RAM1-like
Exons: 1
Coding region: 1-1434 (477 amino acids)
Biological process (GO): regulation of DNA-templated transcription
Cellular component (GO): nucleus
Molecular function (GO): DNA-binding transcription factor activity; sequence-specific DNA binding
Source: RefSeq, a predicted model, not a curated record